AUGGCUGUAUCUUCCACUCCACUUAUGGUCCAACUUCUCAUUGCCAAAGAACACGAAGCCUGGGUGAUCCGUCGUUUCCGCACAUCCCUAGAUACCACCACUUCCAUUGGAACCGCCAUUUUCAUGGAUGGAUCUGUAAAACCAUUCUACUUUCAAUACGAGACAAUGCAAUACAAGAUCUACGAGAAGGAUCUUGCUGAAUUGGAGGAGAACUGCAAAGAAGCGUCGAAAUCGGAGAGAUAUGCUCUGGAUUGGGAUUUGGCUCCAAAAAUGAUGACUAAAUGCGUGCACACAGGAGAGUUCAUCAUCAAAGCCUACAAUUAUUUCUCACAUACUACUGGAACAUACAUCUAUCACGCUGAAAGUGGACAUAUUCGCGAGCAUCCAGGAUGUGAUGAAUGUGAAAAUCUGCACGGAAAGUCGUUAGGACCAGAAAGAGUUAUCAUCGGAACAACGACCCCGUACAGCCGAGUUGGUAUCAUCUUGGCGACAAAUGAGGAGGGUAGAAUAAUCAAGACUGGAACCAUAUCUGGAAAUCAUAAAAUGGGACCAAUGAUGCCAUUCGAAAUUCUGAAAGAGGAUGAGAAAGCACCAAAAGCAAUCGGAUACCAAGUUGAUGUCUUCCGAACCGCUUCCAGAAACGAAGAAUCUGAAAUCAUGUAUCUCGAAAUGAAGUUGAAAAAGAAACACAGAGAAACGCUAUCGUUGAUUGACGCAAAUAAGAAGAUGGCUGAGAGAUGUGAAAGAUUGGAGCAAACUGUUCGGGACAUGGAGGAGAGAGAGCGAGAGCAACUCAGAAUGGCCGAAGAAGAUCGGAAGAAGUCUGAGAUUGUCAUGAAUCAAUUGAUCUCCGAAGCACAGUUGAAGCAAGAAAGUGAGAAGAGAAAGAAUAUGAUGUCUGUUGAACGUCUUGAACGGAUUUCAACUGACUUUGACCUGGUUCCACAGUACCGUAACUAUUGCCCACAUACUCAUCAUUUCUACAUCACCGCUUACAACCUUGUCUCUGAAACAACCCAUCACUACGUCUUCAGCCCAGACAGUGGCCAAUUCCAUCGUCAAGCCUACUGUAUCUACUGCCAAGAUUACCGAAAGGGAGUGCAAGUUGACAACUUUGUGACAGUGAUGCCAGUGGAGACUGAGAAGUCGAGCUACCCAUACUUGAUCAUGACCACUGAUACCGGAAGAUUGAUCAAGAUUGGUUUCGAUGCCAAUGUCAAAGGAUUCGUGUCCAUGGAACCAUCAAAACUCGGACAGUCAUUCGCCAAUGUCAGAGAGAUUCCAAGCUCUAUCAGAGAUCGUGUACCACUUCCAAUCCAAGCUCCACAUAAUGGUCUAGUUGAUAGAGAUUUGUACCCAACGAAACGAAUCUUCUGCGUUCACAUUAUGAAGUUCAUCCUCUUUGCCAGCAGUACCAGAUGUGAAGCUAUCCAGUGUUAUACGUUCAACGAGGAAGGAUCAUUGAUCCCAUGGACAGAAUGCUUGGAAUGCACCAAGAACAAUCAAGCCUACCACAUUCAACCAUUGAGAUCCAUUAUGCCAAUGAUGUGCUCUUUCUCGAAAUGGCCAAUUAUGAUGACUACUGAUAAGUACGGAAAGCUGAACCCUGUGGCUUUCAAUAUCGACACCUUCAAGUAUGAGGCAAUGCCAAAGAUGUCUAUUUUUGAAAAUCGAGUGGCACAGCCAGUGGCGGUGCCAGAGUCAGUGUACGAAGCAAUGCCAGAGCGUGUGGCAGAACCAGUGGUGGUGCCAGAGCCAGUUCCAGAGCCAGUCCCAGAGCCAGUCCCAGAGCCAAUGCCAAUACGGGUGAUGACUCCAGAGAUGAUUGAGAUGUCGGAGAUGAAUCUGAAGCUCAAGUGUACUGGACAACAAAAAGUGCAACUUCAAGAGCCAGUGCAGCAAGAGCCAGUGCAGCAAGAGCGACCUGAAGAGGAGGUCUCCGAUAAAGAAGACUACUCGGAUGAAGAGGAAGACUGCUCCGAUGAGGAGGACUGCUCCGACGAAGAAGAUUGCUCAGGUGAGGAAGAGGAUUGCUCAGAUGAGGAAGAGGAGGAUUGCUCAGAUGAAGAGGAAGAUGAGGAGGAAGAGGAGGAGCAGGUGGAGCAGGUGGAAAAACAGCCAAGCAAGGAGAAUCAGCAAGAAAAACUUCGUGAGAUUCAACGGUUCGUUCAAAAUGUGUGCUAUAAACAAGAGAUGGAGAGAGUGUCUGCAAUGAUUCAAGAUGACAAGUUGGAGGAGGAUCCAGUGGAGGAGGAGCCAGAAGCCGAGGUGUCUGAUGAGGAAGACUGUUCGGAUGAGGAGGAGUAUGAUGAUGAGGAGUGUUCUGAUGAAGAGGAAGAUUGCUCAGAUGAAGAAGAAGAUUGCUCGGAUGAGGAGGAAGAGUGUUCCGAGGAUGAGGAGGGUCAGGAGGAGCUUCAUGAGGAGCCAAAGCAGGAAGAAGUGAAGCCACCAACAAAGACCCUUGCAGACUAUUUGUAUGAAGAAUACAUCAACGAAGCCGUGGGAUAUACACCACAACCACCCGUAGAACCAGUCACUCCAUAUGAGCCGAUCGUUCGAACUUCGAUGAACGCGGAGAUUCCAGAGUCUGAUGUGAAAACCAAUCAGAAGAUCAAUGAAGUUUUGGAGAAGGCAUUCCAGCCAAUGCAUCACUUGCAUCCCUACUACCGAUGGCUUGCCAAUGAGCAAUCGAAAAAUGUAGCUGUUGAUGGGCCAAUUUCUGAUGACAGCUUCGUCAAUGAUCUCGUGAAAGCUUUGGACACGGUCGAUUCAGUGCAUACUGCUGAACCAGAGGAAGACGUUCCAGAGACUGCGUCCGAUACCGUUGCCACUGCUGUCGAGCCAGAGAAUCAAGGCGGACCCUUGAAGAAUCCGGUUUUCAUUAAUUAUCAAUAUGAACCACCAACUCUUGAGGAGUUGUUUCCAGUUUUCCUAAAUCCAGCCGAUAUUACAUGGAACUACCCAAUGUCGUCCUUUGGUAAUACAUACGGAAGAAAUGAUCCAUUUGCCAGAGUUGCCCUCGAAGAGGAAGAAGUUGAUCCAAGUUUCUAUGAGGAAUCAGAAGACGACGUAUCCGAUGAAGAAGUAUCCGAUGAAGAUGUAUCUGGAGACUCCGAUGUUGAUGCUUGGUCAGAAGAGGUGUCAGGAGACGACGUCUCCCUGGUCAAUGACGCUCCAGAAGUGAUGACUGACUCGGUUCGCACUGCCAUUGAACCAGAGGAAGACUCCAUGACCGACUCUGUGAACACUGCUAUCGAGCCAGAGGAAGAAGACGUUUCCAUCAUCAUCGAAGACACUCUAGAAUCCAUGACCGACUCUGUGAACACUGCUAUUGAGCCAGAAGAUGAAGACGUCGAUGAGGACGACAUCUCAAUUGUGAGCUCCACCGCCACUGCUGUCGAGAACCAAGACGUCGAGAGUUCUCUUGGAAGUGAUAUUUCCUACUUGAAUGAAGAUUUGGAAUCUUCGGAUGAUGAUGUUCCGGCUGCCGAGAUGGUCCAAUCAACUUAUGUGGAUGCUGCUGAACAAUUGUCCACGGAGCCAGAAGUUGCUCAACCAAUGGUGUCGGAGAUCGAAGUAGAGCAUGUCGUGGAUGCUCCAGAGGGACAUCAAGAUGAGGUACCAGCCCAAAAACCAUGUUUUUUUUCUGUAUUUCUAUAUUCACAUUGUAAAACCUUUUGA
This is a messenger RNA of Caenorhabditis briggsae, 3681 nucleotides long. Gene Ontology annotation, biological process: autophagy. Bases 1 to 3681 code for a protein of 1226 amino acids. The transcript has 5 exons. The record is from RefSeq and is a predicted model, not a curated record. Lineage: Eukaryota; Metazoa; Nematoda; Chromadorea; Rhabditida; Rhabditidae.